Molecule: messenger RNA, 1161 nt
Organism: Nestor notabilis (Kea)
Lineage: Eukaryota; Metazoa; Chordata; Aves; Psittaciformes; Psittacidae
Gene: GPR20
Product: G protein-coupled receptor 20
Exons: 2
Coding region: 100-1161 (353 amino acids)
Biological process (GO): phospholipase C-activating G protein-coupled receptor signaling pathway; positive regulation of Rho protein signal transduction
Cellular component (GO): membrane
Molecular function (GO): G protein-coupled receptor activity
Source: RefSeq, a predicted model, not a curated record
GGGGUGAUAGCAUUCAGGUCCACGAGGAAAUUUUCUUCCCUGCAGCUCCUCUAACAUAGAAGGGAGAUCGAGCCAGAGAUCACUGGGAAGGCAGUGACCAUGCCGACCUCCUCCACUCAGCUGCCAGCCCUUGACUCUAUCAACACCACCCAGCAACCCAACUCCAGCAUCUACUUGUUCUCCAAGUUCAUCCACCCUGACACAGAACUGUACACAGAAUUCUACAGCCUAUGGAUUGCCCUGAUGGUGGUCAAUGCCAUCAUUUUCCUGGUGGGUGUUGUGCUGAACAGCUUGGCACUGUAUGUCUUCUGCUUCCGUACCAAGACGAAAACCACCUCUGUUAUUUACACCAUCAACUUGAUUGUAACUGAUCUCUUGGUGGGCUUUUCCUUGCCUGUCCGGAUCAUCAUGUUCUACAGCACAGGGGACUGCCUCAAUUGUUCCUUGGUUCAUAUCUUUGGCUACUUUGUCAACAUGUACUGCAGCAUCCUCUUCUUGACGUGCAUCUGCGUUGACCGCUACCUGGCAAUCGUGCAGGUGGAGGCCUCACGUAAAUGGAGGAACCCCACAUGUGCCAAGGGGAUCUGUGUCUUCAUUUGGAUCUUUGCCACUGCGGUAACUUUCUCCAUCCUGACCAUGGCAAUACAGUUUGCUGAGUGCUGCCUCUCCAAGAUUCUGGUCCUGAUGGUGUGCGAGUACUUCUUCCCCCUCAUCAUCAUCAUCUUCUUCACCACCAGGAUUAUGUGUGCUCUGUCCAAGCCCAGCCUCAUGCACCAGAGUCGGGAGAGGAGAAUGAGGGCUGUGCAACUCCUUAUCACUGUCCUCAUCAUCUUCAUGAUCUGCUUCACUCCUUUUCACGUGCGACAGGUAGCAAUCUCCAUCAACCCAGACAUGCCCCAUGGUGUCAGCCGCCUCGUCUACCAUGUGACAGUGACUCUGAGUAGCCUCAAUAGCUGCAUGGACCCCAUCGUCUACUGCUUUGUCACCAAUAACUUCCAGUCGACCAUGAAAAACAUCUUUAGGAAAACCGAGCCAGAGCAAACCAGUGUGGACAUCCUGGGCAUGAAAAAGAACUCCAAGGCCCCCAAUGCAAUCAUCGCCUUCUCAAACACAAUAGGAAGCCCUGUGAGCUUGCCAUCACCAAGCAGUGUCCAGAUAUAA